ACGUAUAAUACCAAAGAAUUUGAGCACAUCGGUUCAUCAAAUUCGUGAAAGUUCGAUUGACUUUGACAAUAUAUCAGCUCCUGCGCGUAUAAUACCAAGGAUUUCGGCAGAAACAUCAAUUUCUAAACGGUCAUUUAAUUAA
This is a messenger RNA of Funneliformis caledonium, 142 nucleotides long. The record is from the annotation of a GenBank genome assembly. Lineage: Eukaryota; Fungi; Glomeromycota; Glomeromycetes; Glomerales; Glomeraceae.